Messenger RNA from Conger conger (European conger), 2305 nucleotides. RefSeq names its product all-trans retinoic acid-induced differentiation factor (gene atraid). NCBI's taxonomy places the organism in Eukaryota, Metazoa, Chordata, Actinopteri, Anguilliformes, Congridae. The record is from RefSeq and is a predicted model, not a curated record. The transcript is spliced from 7 exons. Bases 47 to 745 code for a protein of 232 amino acids. Gene Ontology annotation, cellular component: intracellular membrane-bounded organelle. Gene Ontology annotation, biological process: positive regulation of osteoblast differentiation.
GUGACGCAAGCUGUAUGUAUCUCCAGUCUAUGGGUCAGACCUGAAAAUGACAGCUGGACCAUGUCGUCCGUUCACUGUUGUUGUUGUCGUUGUAAUGGUCAUGCUAGUCUGUUUUGAUGCGAGUUUCCAACGCACUACAUUCCAGGUGUGUCAUGUGUGUGAGGGCGCCUUACAGAACGGAACAGCGGUGGGAAAUUUCUGCUCGGUAUCGUCCGGUCAGGCCGACGGACGGUGUUGCAUAGAGACCCGUGGUCUGGACGCGGACUCUAUCAUUGGAUUGGAUCUCUCAAAUUGUUCACUGAGAGAAGUAGAAGGCCUGAACGAAGCAUCAGCAGCUAAAAUAAUAGAUCUGUCGGCCAACCGCCUUUUAAACUUUAACGACACAGUCUUCCAAGGCUUUACACAGCUGCAGCAUUUGAUGUUGCCGCUUCAUCUGACGUGUCCGGGGGGCAAUGCAUCCUGGGAGAAAGUGGAGGCGAGAGGGGAGAUUCGCCUGUGUGACGGACAGCGGGACAGCUGCAAUCAGACGGGACACAUGACCUGGGACUGCCCGGAAAACGGCCUCUGUGCUGCGGACGGGCCGGGCUUCUUUCAGUGCAGGUGCACACACCGUCACCACGGAUACAAGUGCCUCAGAGAGGGCCAGUUCCCAUUGGCUGAAGUGCUGGGGAUUCUGGGCGGGGCCACAGUCCUGGUCGCCAUCUUGCUAUGGGUAACACAACGACGAAAGGCUAAGUCCGUCUGAGGCACGGUCAAAGCGGGAAGACUGAAACCUGACAUCACUGAACCCCAAGACUCAUCCCGCUGCUGGUGCAGUGGGGGACCCCUGCACAUUUCAAAAAAAACAUUUCAAAAGUAUUUUAACUGACGGUUGUAUUUGUGCUGCUUUAGCACACCCAGCUGCUUUCGCAGGAUAUUUUGAAGGCCGUACUUGACUUGGCGAGAAUAACAAGAUUGUUAUUUAUUCAGUUGACAAGUUGCAAAUUUGCAGCAAAUUCUCAACUUAACCCUCCUAUUAUGUUAAGAUUUUAUGACCGCUUUUAUUUUUGGGGUCUAAUUGAGCCCAACAGUUUAAAUAGACACACAAUUAUUGUAAUAUAAAUAUUUUGACACUUUGGUUGUCGCCUUCUUAUCGUUUCCAAAAUAAUUAGCCUUUUAUCCAUAAAUGUGGAAAAUCUGUGAGAAAGUUUGGGAAAGUGCCAGCAUGAUAAUCCGCAAGAGAUGUCAAAGAAGAGAUUUUUUGAAGAGAUCUCGGAACACUAAAUCGGGUCAAGUUGACCCCAAACGUAAUAGGAGGGUUAAAAUCGUAUGAAAGAGGAAAAAGGUUUAGCAUGCGAAGAUACUGUUUUUAAUGAUCCACACAUCCAUGAGUAUAUUUCAAUACAUUAUGAGAAUUCUUUGAUCUGUGUUUAACUAUAAGGGGCGAAACCUGCAUUUAUAGUCCAGUCUCUGUACUGAUGUUCACUUUGUGUCCUCUGCACUCGAAGCUUCCUUUCCAUAGAGGGCUGACUGUGCCAGAGGAGUCCUGGGACUCUUUCCAACCGCUCAUCUUUCUCCUCCCGCCUCCUCGUUCUUUGCCCGACCCAGAAAUCGACCGAGGUCUGCCAUCCUUAAGGGAAAUUCAAACCCGUUAAAUGUUCCUUCUCAGAAGCUAGACGCCCGACUUAGGAAGAUCCCAAAGUUGCCUUGAGCAAGAGAACAUCAGCAUCCUUUGUGGAAUUUUUUUUUUUUUUUUUUCAUUCUGCAUUGCGUGAUGAAUAAACGGUCAACCUGUGGAUCCACCUCUCCCCAUCUGGUACGCAUCUGGCACAUCUGUAACUGACAUGGCUUCAAACCGACGUUUGAAGGAGGAAGGGCAUUCCAUUCGCCUAAUUCACGUUCUCUCGAUUCCCCCGCCCCUUCAACUCGUUUUCUGCCUUUUAUUUUUGCGUCGCCUGAUGGGUGGAACUAGGAGCAAGGAAAGGGUGGAGGUGGAAAAAUAAGCAAUUGGAAAGAGCCCCAGGAUAAGUAUAUCACUGAGCAUGAAGGUCGUAAUGACUGACAAAACAUAUGAGAUUUACGCGGUCAUCUCGUGUAUAUUGCAUCAACCCGCCACAUCUGGUAGCACUAGCUGUAAUCACAUUUUUGAAAACGACAUGUCUGUAGACCGGAACUUGAAAUGGUGCCUAGCGUGAUGGUUGUGUGGCAAGUUAGGACACGCAUGCCCUGUGUAAUUGUUUUCUUUAAAUUCCUUUUUUGGAAUUAUGAAUGGAAGUAAUGAUUGAAUUCAUGCAACCACUGUAGUAAUAAAUGCACUGACUUUUAA